AUGGUUCAACAUCAACUCAUCUCGGAAGCUUGCUGCGUCCCGGUUUUUAUUCCCCAGUUUCCUUACAUUGCUUGUAGACCAGCUUGGACAGACAGCAGCAAUCACUUGUCAGUAGCCUUAAGAAAUGCUCAUAUGCUUUCAGAGAAUGGGGAACUAUAUACGUGGGGAAAGAAUCGCGACUACCAGCUCGGAAUUCCUGGACUUAAGGAUGAGCAACUAGAUCCAGUCCCGCUACAAUUUCCACAGGCUCUUCAUGACAAAACUCCGGUAGAAGUGUUGGCGACGCUUUCCCAUGACGUGGCAAUACAUGAGGAGAAAUGUGGGCGCCUGCCCAGGACUCUUCUUCUUCCCGGCGCGGCUGGAUCGAUCUCGAGGAGGUCUUGCGCGCUUCAGAACCAGGCGCCGCGGAAGCUGAGCAAUGGCUACGCAGGUUUUAUGUCGUGGGUCGCGAGCCGGAACGAUGAUGGCGAUCUAUCGGCGGUGCGCAUUGGGACUUGGCGACAAUCUGGCAGGGGAUUGUUUGCGAGCCGUCCAGUUCGUGCGGGAGAACGCGUGCUGGAAAUUUCUCUAGACUUGAUGAUAGCUCCUACUCGUCUUCCUGACCAGCUCAGCACGGUUUUGCCCAGCACUGUUAAGCCGUGGACUAUUGUCCUCAUGGAACGCUACAAAGGACAGCUCCAGUCGUCAGCUUGGGCACCAUACAUCUCGUGUCUUCCUGAACCAGCGGAGCUCGACAACACGUUUCUUUGGGAGGACACCGAGCUAAGUUACUUGAGGGCGAGCCCUUUAUACGGCAAGACUCGUGAGCGGCUGGAAAUUAUAACAACUGAGUUUGGCCAAGUGCAAAACGCACUUGAUGUUUGGCCUCAACUAUUCGGUAAAGUGUCUGUUGAAGACUUCAUGCAUGUAUACGCCACAGUUUUUUCUCGUCCACUAGCCAUUGGAGAGGACUCGACAUUAGUAAUGAUACCAAUGCUCGAUUUUUUCAACCACAACGCAGCCAGCUUUGCGAAGCUCUCAUUUAACGGGCUUCUCAACUACGCAGUUCGGACAGAGACUGUGCUGAAAACGAUCAGAUUUGGAUAAACUGUGGUGAUCUUUCAAACGCAGAGCUUGCACUUGAUUAUGGCUUCACUGUGCCUGAAAAUCGGUAUGACGAGACUGAUCUGUUGACGCAAUUCCCGGAAAUG
Selaginella moellendorffii is the source of this 1190-nucleotide messenger RNA. Its product is annotated as fructose-bisphosphate aldolase-lysine N-methyltransferase, chloroplastic. Bases 1 to 1086 code for a protein of 361 amino acids. The record is from RefSeq and is a predicted model, not a curated record. Gene Ontology annotation, biological process: peptidyl-lysine monomethylation. The transcript has 14 exons. NCBI's taxonomy places the organism in Eukaryota, Viridiplantae, Streptophyta, Lycopodiopsida, Selaginellales, Selaginellaceae. Gene Ontology annotation, molecular function: protein-lysine N-methyltransferase activity.